Molecule: messenger RNA, 3030 nt
Organism: Cyphellophora attinorum
Lineage: Eukaryota; Fungi; Ascomycota; Eurotiomycetes; Chaetothyriales; Cyphellophoraceae
Product: Pro-apoptotic serine protease
Exons: 5
Coding region: 1-3030 (1009 amino acids)
Biological process (GO): proteolysis
Molecular function (GO): protein binding; serine-type endopeptidase activity
Source: RefSeq, a predicted model, not a curated record
AUGUCGACCAACGGCGAAGCACGUACUAAGCGCCGCGCCAGCCCAAUUUCUGCCAUUGAGCGACCGAAGAAGCAACUGAAGCAAGAGAACGGAGUAACGACGCCAGGAGAAGCGACUCCAAGAAACGGCUCAGUGUAUGAUAUCGAUCCCACCCAGCAAGACACCGUCCCGGUCCUCCCCACUGCCGCAGCCGCUGGCGACUCACCCGAAUGGCAAGCGACAAUAGAAAAGGUCAUCAAGAGCGUAGUAUCUAUCCAUUUCUGCCAGACUUGUUCCUUUGAUACAGAUUUGUCGACGUCGAGUCAGGCAACGGGCUUUGUGGUGGAUGCGGAGCGAGGCUACAUCCUCACGAAUCGCCAUGUUGUUGGCUCAGGACCUUUCUGGGGCUACUGUUGCGACGUACGGCCUGUCUACCGCGAUCCUGUCCACGACUUCGGUAUCCUCAAAUUCGAUCCCAAAGCCAUCAAGUACAUGGACGUAACUGCCUUGAAACUACAACCAGAGUCAGCAAAGGUCGGCGUUGAGGUUCGAGUGGUUGGUAACGAUGCCGGAGAAAAGCUGAGCAUUCUGUCCGGCGUCAUCAGUCGUCUAGACCGAAAUGCUCCAGAAUAUGGCGAAGGGUACAGCGACUUCAACACAAAUUACAUUCAGGCCGCAGCUGCUGCAACAGGAGGCUCGUCUGGCAGUCCGGUCGUCAACCUCAACGGAAACGCCAUUGCCUUGCAAGCUGGCGGUCGCGUCGACGGCGCUGCCACAGACUACUUCCUACCUCUCGAUCGACCAGCCCGAGCGCUACGUUGUCUACAACAAAAUGAACCAAUCACGAGAGGGACAAUACAGACUCAGUGGACGGCUAGCUUGACGCCGAACUGGGAAUCUGCGGCACGAAAAGCGUUUCCCAAGGACAACAGCAUGCUCGUUGCAGAAGUGGUCUUACCUGAAGGUCCUGGUGACAAGAAGAUCCAAGAGGGCGACGUGUUGAUUAAGGUCAAUGGCGAACUUCUCACGUCAUUCGUUAAGCUCGAUGCAAUACUAGACUCCAGCGUUGAUCGGAAGGUGCACUUGCUUGUUCAACGAGGAGGCGAGGACAUCGAAUUCUCGUUAGACGUUGGCGAUCUCCACGCCAUUACACCUGAUCGCUUCGUGACCGUCGCUGGUGGCAGUUUCCACAACCUCUCAUACCAACAAGCCCGGCUGUAUGCUAUUGCCUGCAAAGGACUCUAUGUAUGUGAAGCGGCCGGCUCCUUCAAGAUGGAAAGCUCUCUUUCUGGCUGGAUCAUCGACAGUGUGGAUCAGAAACCUACACCUGAUCUCGAUACAUUCAUCGAAGUCAUGAAGACAAUACCGGACAAAGCUCGAGUCGUCAUUUCGUACCGGCAUAUUCGCGAUCUCCACACGAAAGCCGUGAGCGUUGUUCACAUUGACCGGCACUGGCACCCAAAGAUGCGACUCUCGGUCCGCAAUGAUGAGACAGGGCUCUGGGACUUCAAAGAUGUGGACAAGGCACUCGAGGCGCAGCCAUUGGAACCCAAGUCAGCCAGCUUCAUACAGCUUGAUGGAGUAACACAACCUGCAGCUGCUGAGAUCGUACGAUCUUUUGUCAAAAUCUCCUGCUAUAUGCCCGUUAAGAUCGAUGGCUACCCACAAGCACGUCGAAACUGCUUUGGAGUAGUCAUUGAUGCCGAGCAAGGGCUGGUGAUUGUGUCACGAGCCAUAGUGCCCUACGACUUGUGCGAUAUCACUGUGACUGUUGCAGAUUCGAUACAAGUCGAAGGCAAAGUCGUCUUCUUGCACCCUCUGACGAACUACACGAUUGUCAAAUAUGAUCCGACAUUAGUCAAUGCGCCCGUCAAGACCGCGAAGCUGUCAGACGAAAUGAUGAAGCAAGGUCAGGAGACGAUCUUUGUCGGCUUUAACCAGAAUCAGAGAGUCGUGGUAGCCAAAACAACAGUCACAGACAUCACGGCGGUAGGGAUUCCAGCAAAUGCCGCAGCGCCUCGGUAUCGUGCUGUCAACCUGGAUGCCAUCACUGUCGAUACCAGUCUCAGCGGACAAUGCUCGUCAGGAGCUCUCAUUGGCAGUGACGGCACUGUGCAGGCAUUAUGGAUGGCUUACAUGGGUGAGCGCACGCAGGGCUCGAAUAGGGAUACCGAGUAUCACCUGGGUCUGGCUACAUCGAUGAUCAAACCCAUGGUAGACGACAUUCGACAUGGCAUUAUCCCGAAGUUACGAAUACUGAACAUUGAAAGCUACGUGAUCCAGAUGUCACAAGCCCGCAUCAUGGGCGUGUCAGAUCAGUGGAUUUCCAAGGUAGCGGAAGCCAACCCUGCGCGACAUCAGCUUUUCAUAGUGAGGAAGGUGGACUGUGGGCCUGCGAAUGGCGAGACCGACGGGCAAUCUCUGCAAGAAGGCGACAUCAUCCUCACACUGAACGAUCAACUCAUUACAAGAGUCUCAGAGUUUGACAUCAUGUACGACAAGGAGUAUCUGGACGCAUUGGUGGUUCGUCAUGGCAAGGAGUUGCAGCUUAAGGUGCCGACAGUGCCAACGGAAGACCUGGAGACGAGGAGAGCCUUGAUCUUCUGCGGAGCGGUGUUGCAGAAACCACAUCAUGCGGUGCGACAACAGAUCAGCAAGCUACACUCGGAAAUCUAUGUCAGUGCUAGGAGUCGGGGGUCACCGGCAUAUCAGUACGGACUAGCACCGACGAACUUCAUCACUCAUGUGAACGGCGUCAAGACCAACGACCUGGACUCAUUCAUGCAGGAAGUGAGCAAGAUUGACGACAACACGUACUUCCGACUUCGAGCAAUGACAUUCGACAAUGUGCCGUGGGUGGUGACAAUGAAGAAGAACGAUCACUACUUCCCAAUGUCGCAAUACAUCAAAGAUCCGAGUAAGCCAACAGGCUGGCAGGUCGUGUCGUACAGUAACAAGCGGAAAGAGGACGAGGGUGCUCCAGUCACCGCCGAAAACAUGGAGGAGGGUGCCGACGAUGGCAGUGGCGCGGAGGAGCCAGAGUGUCGAUAA